AUGGCUCGGAGGCUUACAGGUCUGCAGAGGCAGGUGUUCUCGCUCUACAAGCGGUCGCUCAGGAUGGUACGCGCGAAGCCUGCCGACACCCGACCGGCCUGGUAUCGAUUUGUUUCGCAUCAGUUCCGCGAUCCCGAACUCGGCGGCGGUCUCAGGCGCAAGGACAUCGCAGCGAUCGAACACAUGCUCCGUCGCGGCGAGAAGAUGCUCGAGUCGUAUGGCUCGCCAGGCGUCAAGAACGUCGUCUUGCCAGUGACAGCUGACUGGCCGCUCGGAUGGGCUGCGAGGCGAACGAGGCGAGAGGAGCGGGACACAUGA
This is a messenger RNA of Rhodotorula toruloides NP11, 318 nucleotides long. RefSeq lists its product as uncharacterized. The coding region runs from base 1 to 318 and encodes 105 amino acids. The transcript has 2 exons. Gene Ontology annotation, biological process: mitochondrial respiratory chain complex II assembly. Lineage: Eukaryota; Fungi; Basidiomycota; Microbotryomycetes; Sporidiobolales; Sporidiobolaceae. The record is from RefSeq and is a predicted model, not a curated record. Gene Ontology annotation, cellular component: mitochondrion.